This is a messenger RNA of Leptopilina boulardi, 528 nucleotides long. RefSeq lists its product as uncharacterized. The annotation marks the transcript as partial. The transcript has 4 exons. Lineage: Eukaryota; Metazoa; Arthropoda; Insecta; Hymenoptera; Figitidae. The record is from RefSeq and is a predicted model, not a curated record.
AAGCCAAUUUUUUUUAUUUCUCGAUUUUUCGGAGUGUCACCCUACACAAUAACAAGUACAAAAAUUUCUAUAUCAAAUGCUGGAGUUAUAUAUUCAGGAAUACUUCUAAUUUAUUAUAUCUAUAUUAUUGAAUUAUCUGCUAGUAAAGGACUUGAUGUAAUCAAUGUAAAUGAAUCAAGUAAUUUGCAUGAUAUAUGGUCACUUCAUAAUCAAUUAUCUUCAUCAGUAAAUGAUUUAAAUACUUUGUAUUCAAUACAAUUGUUUUUGUGGGUUUUUUCAAUAUCUUUUAAUACAAUUUCAAGAAUUUAUAUCUUUUUUACAACAACACUUGUGACAUCCAUCUAUUGGAACUUGAGAGAAAUUUGUCUUGAGAGAUUAUUAAUUGGACACUAUUUUCUCAACUAUUCAUUCAAUUUCAAAGCAGCCUUUGGAUUCUUUGUUGUUGACAUUCAACUGCUUCUUUCAAUAGCUGGAUCAAUAACAACGUAUCUUGUUAUAUUAAUAGGACCCACCAGUUUAUCAAAUUGA